GCAGCUCGAUAGAGUUCGGUUCUAUACAGAUAGUUGUGAUACUGUUGAGCGGCUUUUAAAAUUGCAUUUGCAAACAAAUCUUUUUCGUAAAAAAGUACUGCUUAUAAUGGCUGCCAACAAACUGUGCUGCACAUUGGCAAUUGGCGCUCUUUUGUGCCUGGGAUUCGCGGCCCUCAUUCAAGCGCAGGAUAAGCCGGUGACUGAUGUGUGCCUGGGAUGCAUCUGCGAGGCCAUCAGUGGAUGCAACCAGACUCGCUACUGCGGCGGCGGAGUCUGCGGCCUGUUUCGCAUCACCUGGGCUUAUUGGUCCGACGGCGGCAAGCUGACCUUGGGCAACGAGAGUCCCCAGUCGGAGGAUGCCUAUGCCAACUGCGUGAACGAUCCCUACUGCGCGGCCAACACGAUCCAGAACUACAUGACCAAGUUCGGCCAGGACUGCAAUGGAGACAACGCCAUCGAUUGCUACGACUUUGCCGCCAUCCACAAGCUGGGCGGCUAUGGAUGCAAGGGCGAGCUGAGCUACCAGUACCAGACGCAGCUGACCAGCUGCCUCAACUCAUUCCAGCAGAUCGACGUGCGCUCUAGCAAAUAAUCGCAUUAAAUUGCUAAAUUUAUGUUCUAAUUAAAAUUAAAUAAUGUAAUGAUUAACUAUUUAUGGCAAUGCAUUUGAAUUCAAUUCAGAAUAAAAACCAAGACAAGGAAA
Molecule: messenger RNA, 703 nt
Organism: Drosophila teissieri
Lineage: Eukaryota; Metazoa; Arthropoda; Insecta; Diptera; Drosophilidae
Product: lysozyme
Exons: 3
Coding region: 107-592 (161 amino acids)
Molecular function (GO): lysozyme activity
Source: RefSeq, a predicted model, not a curated record